AUUAAAAAUGGGUGUUCGUGGUUUAACUUCGUACGUGAAUAGCAAUCAAGACGUGCUUAUGAAAAGCUUUUAUUUACACAACACUAAUCUCAUUAUUGACGGUUACAGUUUAUGCGCUAAAAUAAACAUAUCAAUGUGUGGCUUUCCAGCAUUUGGUGGUAAUUACGACAAAUUCGCUUCGUCUACAAGGACUUUUUUCAAAAACUUACGCAAAUGUAAUGUUACUCCGCAUGUUAUUUUUGAUGGUUGUCACGAGACAAAAAAAUUGCAUACAGUGUUUAGACGUUUACUAGAUAAGUUAAAUGAAGUAGCUCAUAUGCAUCCUGCGAUGCAGAGUUUUAAAAGAUUUUUUCCUUUUUUACUAAGAGAUGUCUUCAGAAAAGUUUUAAGUGAUAUGGAAAUAAAUUACACAAUAUGUAAGUUUGAAGCCGAUAAAGUUAUAGCAUCAUUAGCAAGACAUAUGAACUGUCCAGUGUUGAGCUACGACUCGGAUUUUUUUAUAUACAAUGUAAUAUACAUACCUUUGUGUACAUUACAAUUUAAACCAAAAUUAUUAGACGAAAACGGUACGGAAGUGUUUGCUAUGCAAUGCAAAAUUUAUAAAGUACAGUAUUUAUGUGAUCACUUUAGAGGUUUUGAUGAAAAGAAUCUACCGCUACUUGCAACAUUACUUGGUAAUGAUUAUGUGGAUAAAAGAAUUUUUGUAAACGUCUUUUCUCAUCUGAAAUUGUGUGAAAGAGAAGCAAGGAAAAGUCAAGAAAAAAUACUUAUACACACUUUGUUUAAUUGGUUACAAAAUGAAACACUAGGUUCGGCCAUCGCAAAGAUUUUAAGAAGGUUUAGGAAAGAUCAAAGGCAUGAAGCUUUUGCUAUCAUUAAAAGUAAUUAUGAACAGUAUAAUUGCGAUGUUCAGGUAUUAAAGUAUUUUGAUAUUAUUGAACUUGAUUCUCUUUCUGAAACAAGUCCUAUAAAGCCUAAUAUGGAGAUGGAAGUUGUAAGUGAUAGUACUAAUUUUUCAGUUAAUUUUGGUUAUGAUGAGGAAUGGUUAUGGCAGGGUGAUGAAGCUAUUACUUAUCACAAAUUUGAAUCAAUUCCUGCUUGGUUUGCAGAGAAAAUUUACUGUGAGAAAAUACCCCCUGUUUACCUAAAUCUUUACGCACAUCAUUUACAAAUUUGUAAUCCACAGGCAGAGGAUUUUACAGAAAGGGAUAGUUUCCUAUGCUCUUUAUCCAUAGUUAGGUUGGCAUUUGAUAUUCUAACUGAUUUCUCUUAUGACUACUGUUACUAUGUUUCUAGAGCAAAGGAGGGUUAUAAAAGAAUAAAAAUAAGUAAACAGUAUUCAAUUCCGAGACCAUUUGAUGUAUCUUUUAAAGAAAUGAAUGAUGAACAAUUGAAAUUAUGCUUUAAAUAUUUUCUACACUUCAAACUUUCAAAUUUAGAUUUGCCAUUGAUUGAGAUGCUACCAUCAAAUUUUCAGCUCUUUAUGAUAUCUAUGCUUUGGUGGAUAGCUAGCUGCAGUGUUCCUGAAGCCCAUGUUCACUCUUUGAUUAUGUCAUAUAUAACAUUAGAGGUCAUUGAUGAAAAAACUGGAACAGCUCGAGGGCAUAACCGUUUCAACAAAAGACAUGCUGAAAAACUUGAAGAAAUUAGAAAGAACAAAAUUUCAUAUGAAGCUGCAGAAAAUGAACUAUUUCUAAAUAACAAUAAAGUACAACAUGAUGACUGCCUCAUUGCUGCAAGUGCGAUUUUAAAACUUUUUGAAAUUGAUGACUCUAUACAGAAAAACCCUAAAAGUUAUGACAUUAAGAGAAUACAUUCUUUUGCCCAGUUUCAGUGUGUUCUACAUCAAAUGAAUUCUUUAAACACGCUAUGUUCUAAACCAUUUGAAUCAACAAUUUUUUCCAAAUGUUACAACGGAAUAUUGAUAUAUAAUAUAGCCUUAAAGUUGCAAAAAUAUCCAGAUCCUUUAAGUUUUUUUGAUGAAUACAUAAAGGAUGCAACAACAGUUUUACUGUUUUAUAAAAGUAUUUAUUCUAUUUAUAAGAAGUUGGUAACAAUAAUGCGUUUGUCAACAGUGCAAUGGUCUAACAUGAAAAGAAAAACCAGGUGGGAUUAGACAUGUGAAAAAACUUUAAAGGCUGUAUACAUCCAAUUAGCCGAUCAAUCUACUGUCUUUUUUUUGUCAAUAUGACAUUUUUUAUACAAGCUUUAAUAAUGAGAAUAAACACAAAAAAAGGAUU
This is a messenger RNA of Melitaea cinxia (Glanville fritillary), 2240 nucleotides long. RefSeq names its product protein asteroid-like. The record is from RefSeq and is a predicted model, not a curated record. Bases 8 to 2116 code for a protein of 702 amino acids. Lineage: Eukaryota; Metazoa; Arthropoda; Insecta; Lepidoptera; Nymphalidae. The transcript has a single exon.